CGGGCUCGGCUCGCUCACGGCCCCCCCGCCGGCGGCAGCGCCGCCCACCGUCCGGGCCCCGAUGAGUAACUCCCGUAACAACCGGGUGAUGGUGGAGGGGGUCGGCGCCCGCGUCGUGCGCGGCCCGGACUGGAAGUGGGGCAAGCAGGACGGCGGCGAGGGCCAUGUGGGCACGGUGCGGAGCUUCGAGAGCCCGGAGGAGGUGGUGGUGGUGUGGGACAACGGCACGGCGGCCAACUACCGCUGCUCUGGGGCCUACGACCUGCGCAUCCUGGACAGCGCGCCCACCGGCAUCAAGCAUGAUGGAACAAUGUGUGAUACGUGCCGACAACAACCAAUCAUUGGCAUUCGAUGGAAAUGUGCAGAGUGCACAAAUUAUGAUUUGUGCACUGUUUGUUAUCAUGGAGAUAAACAUCACUUAAGGCACCGAUUUUACAGGAUUACUACACCAGGAAGUGAACGGGUUCUGUUAGAGUCUCGUAGAAAAUCUAAGAAGAUUACAGCCAGAGGAAUCUUUGCAGGUGCCAGAGUGGUGCGAGGCGUUGACUGGCAGUGGGAGGAUCAAGACGGGGGCAACGGGCGCAGAGGGAAGGUAACGGAAAUCCAAGACUGGAGUGCAUCAAGCCCACACAGUGCAGCAUAUGUCCUCUGGGAUAACGGUGCUAAGAACCUUUACAGAGUCGGCUUUGAGGGCAUGUCUGAUCUGAAGUGUGUCCAAGAUGCCAAAGGAGGUUCUUUCUACAGAGAUCAUUGCCCUGUGCUAGGUGAGCAGAAUGGCAACAGGAAUCCUGGUGGAUUACAGAUUGGUGACCUGGUAAAUAUAGACCUUGACCUAGAAAUUGUACAGUCUUUGCAGCAUGGUCACGGAGGAUGGACUGAUGGGAUGUUUGAGACUUUAACUACAACUGGAACAGUCUGUGGCAUUGAUGAAGAUCACGACAUCGUAGUACAGUAUCCAAGUGGCAAUAGGUGGACCUUCAACCCUGCUGUUCUCACUAAGGCAAACAUUGUCCGGAGUGGGGACGCUGCGCAGGGUGCUGAGGGAGGCACCUCGCAGUUCCAAGUGGGUGAUCUUGUGCAAGUUUGUUAUGAUCUGGAAAGAAUUAAACUUCUGCAAAGAGGACAUGGUGAAUGGGCUGAAGCGAUGCUUCCAACUCUAGGUAAAGUUGGCCGAGUACAGCAGAUUUACUCGGACAGUGAUUUAAAGGUGGAAGUUUGCGGAACUUCUUGGACAUACAACCCUGCAGCCGUUUCCAAGGUGGCGUCUGCAGGGUCAGCUAUUAGCAAUGCGUCUGGUGAAAGACUCUCACAGCUUCUGAAGAAAUUAUUUGAAACCCAAGAAUCCGGUGACCUCAAUGAAGAGCUGGUUAAGGCUGCUGCCAAUGGGGAUGUGGCCAAAGUGGAAGAUUUGCUGAAAAGGCCAGAUGUAGAUGUAAACGGACAGUGCGCUGGCCACACAGCGAUGCAGGCGGCUAGUCAGAACGGACAUGUCGAUAUUUUGAAGUUACUGCUGAAGCAAAAUGUAGAUGUGGAAGCCGAGGAUAAAGAUGGAGAUCGGGCCGUGCACCAUGCAGCGUUUGGAGACGAGGGCGCUGUCAUAGAAGUCCUGCACCGAGGCAGUGCUGACCUGAAUGCUCGCAAUAAGCGUAGGCAGACUCCUCUUCAUAUCGCUGUCAAUAAAGGUCAUCUUCAGGUUGUGAAGACUCUGUUGGACUUUGGUUGUCAUCCCAGUCUCCAGGACUCUGAAGGCGACACCCCUCUCCACGAUGCCAUAAGCAAGAAGCGGGACGACAUCCUGGCAGCUCUCCUGGAGGCUGGAGCCGAUGUGACCAUCACUAACAAUAGCGGCUUCAAUGCCCUGCACCACGCUGCGCUGAGAGGGAAUCCCAGUGCAAUGCGUGUUUUGCUCUCAAAAUUACCAAGACCAUGGAUUGUGGAUGAGAAGAAAGAUGAUGGUUAUACUGCCUUGCACCUGGCUGCCCUGAACAAUCAUGUGGAAGUGGCUGAACUGUUGGUACAUCAGGGAAACGCAAACCUGGAUAUCCAGAAUGUGAACCAGCAAACGGCCCUACACCUCGCUGUUGAGCGGCAGCAUACCCAGAUCGUUAGGCUUUUGGUCCGUGCAGGUGCUAAGCUAGACAUUCAGGAUAAGGAUGGAGACACUCCUCUUCAUGAGGCUUUGAGGCAUCACACUUUGUCUCAGCUACGCCAGCUACAGGACAUGCAAGACGUGGGCAAGGUAGAUGCUGCCUGGGAACCAUCAAAAAACACUUUAAUAAUGGGACUUGGUACCCAGGGGGCUGAGAAGAAGAGUGCAGCAUCAAUUGCUUGUUUCUUGGCAGCCAAUGGUGCCGACCUCAGCAUUCGAAAUAAGAAGGGUCAAUCACCACUUGACCUCUGUCCUGACCCAAGUCUCUGCAAAGCGCUGGGAAAAUGUCAUAAGGAAAAAGUCAGUGGCCAGGUGGGUUCUCGGAGCCCUUGUGUGAUCAGCAGCGACUCUGAGACCCUAGAGGAGUGCAUGGUGUGCUCAGACAUGAAGAGGGACACGCUCUUUGGCCCAUGUGCACACAUUGCAACCUGUUCUCUGUGCUCCCCGCGCGUCAAGAAGUGCCUCAUCUGUAAAGAGCAGGUUCAGUCCCGGACAAAGAUUGAAGAAUGUGUGGUGUGCUCUGACAAGAAAGCUGCUGUUCUUUUUCAACCUUGUGGACACAUGUGUGCUUGUGAGAACUGUGCCAGCCUGAUGAAAAAGUGUGUGCAGUGCCGGGCAGUAGUUGAACGAAGGGUGCCUUUCAUCAUGUGCUGUGGGGGGAAGAGUUCAGAAGACCCCGCUGAUGAUAUCUCAAGUGGGAAUAUCCCGGUGCUGCAGAAGGACAAGGACAACACCAAUGUCAACGCGGAUGUGCAGAAGCUGCAGCAGCAGCUGCAGGACAUUAAGGAGCAGACAAUGUGCCCUGUGUGUCUGGAUCGUCUGAAGAACAUGAUUUUCCUCUGUGGCCACGGGACAUGCCAGCUCUGUGGAGACCGAAUGAGUGAAUGCCCAAUUUGUCGCAAGGCAAUUGAACGGAGGAUUCUUUUGUACUGAUUAAGAAACACAGAGUGUUUUGUUAGUUCUAAAGUAUGUGAUCAUGAGGUCUUAGUAAGUUCUAAAGCUAAUGGGAAGUUUAAUCUAAUGGGCUAAUCUGUAAUUUCAUAAUUUCCUUCUUAGAAUGGAAUUAGACUAUAGAUGUACCACCAUCACAACGAAAACAUCAUACAGUGUUUGAGAU
Messenger RNA from Acomys russatus (golden spiny mouse), 3266 nucleotides. It is a transcript of the gene Mib1, whose product is annotated as MIB E3 ubiquitin protein ligase 1. The record is from RefSeq and is a predicted model, not a curated record. The coding region runs from base 62 to 3082 and encodes 1006 amino acids. The transcript has 21 exons. NCBI's taxonomy places the organism in Eukaryota, Metazoa, Chordata, Mammalia, Rodentia, Muridae. Gene Ontology annotation, cellular component: cytoplasm. Gene Ontology annotation, biological process: protein ubiquitination. Gene Ontology annotation, molecular function: protein binding; ubiquitin-protein transferase activity; zinc ion binding.